Messenger RNA from Marmota monax (woodchuck), 7919 nucleotides. RefSeq names its product G protein-coupled receptor 35 (gene Gpr35). Gene Ontology annotation, cellular component: membrane. The transcript has 2 exons. The record is from RefSeq and is a predicted model, not a curated record. The coding region runs from base 480 to 1397 and encodes 305 amino acids. NCBI's taxonomy places the organism in Eukaryota, Metazoa, Chordata, Mammalia, Rodentia, Sciuridae. Gene Ontology annotation, biological process: phospholipase C-activating G protein-coupled receptor signaling pathway; chemokine-mediated signaling pathway; positive regulation of Rho protein signal transduction. Gene Ontology annotation, molecular function: chemokine receptor activity.
GGAAGCCUGUGGCAGGUGGACGCCCUCCCCACCCCGGGCACUGGGGUGCAAGCCCUGUCCCCCCACUGUCUGCUAGACUCAGGGCGUAGGGCAGGGACUUGGAGGGCCUCAGAUGUCCUUGAGCAGUGCCAGAGGAGGCUUCUCUCUGAGGGCCCAUCCAAGGGACAGAGGCCAGGACCCUGGUGACAGGGACCCUGUGACCGCGAGAGCCUGUCUUCCCACCCCGCCCCUCCACACCCUCUCCUGUGAACCGUCGGUUCCCACGACUGUCAAUCAACCCCAUCUUGCCCAGCCUCAGAGGCUGUGUCCGGGCUGGUGGCUCCGGGCAGGGAGGGACGGCCAGAACCCAGUACCGUUUCCAAGGGUUGAGGACCACCUGCCUGAGAGUCCUGGCACGGGACAGACGCGCCACCCCAGGCCACCCCAGGCAGCCGGCCUGGAGCCAGCGAGGGCAGAGGCCACUGUCCUGCCCCAGGACCAUGAACAGCACUUGCAGCACCGUCUCCUGGCCCCCUGGGCUCAAGCACGUCUUUGCCACCUACUCGGGCACGCUGAUGGUGCUGGGCCUGCUGCUCAACGGCCUGGCGCUCUGGGUGUUCUGCCGCCGCAUGCGGCAGUGGACGGAGACCCGCGUCUACAUGACCAACCUGGCCGUGGCCGACCUCUGCCUGCUCUCCUCCCUGCCCUUCGUGCUCUUCUCCCUGCAGCACACCUCCGACACCCCGCUGUGCCAGCUCUCGCAGGGAAUCUACCUGGCCAACAGGUACAUGAGCAUCAGCCUGGUCACGGCCAUCUCCGUGGACCGUUACGUGGCCGUGCGGCACCCGCUGCGUGCCCGAGGGCUGCGCUCCCCGCGGCAGGCUGUGGUGCUGUGUGCGGCGCUCUGGGUCCUGGUCCUAGGCUCCCUGGUGAUCCGCUGGCGCCUGGGGCUGCAGGAGGGCGGCUUCUGCUUCCGGAACUACGCCCGGCACGACUUCAGCAGCAGCACUUUCUCACUACUGGGCUUCUACCUGCCACUGGCUGUGCUGCUGUCCUGCUCCCUGCAGGUGGUGACUGCGCUGGCCCGGAGGCCAGCCUCCGAAGCCGGCCAGGUGGAGGCCACCCACAGGGCUGCCCGCAUGGUCUGGGCCAACCUGGUGGUGUUUGUGGUCUGCUUCCUGCCGCUGCACAUGGUGUUGACGGUGCAGGUGGCCAUGGGCCUGUCCUCCUGUGCAGAGCGCAAGGCCUUCAGCCGGGCCCUCUUCAUCACCAGCAGGCUCUCGGAUGCUAACUGCUGCCUGGACGCCGUCUGCUACUAUUACAUGGCCAAGGACUUCCAGGAGGCCUCCGCGCUGCCCACGCCCGCCGGCACCAAGGCCCACAAGAGCCAGGACUCUCUGAGCCUCGCCCUCACCUAGGGGGCACUCGCUGUGGGCCAGGUCUCAGGGCUCCGGGAGGGGCAGCUUGCCGGGGCACCUGGGGCCAGCGUGGAGCCCCGAGACAGACCCUGGCCUCACCCUGGUCUGUGGGCCCUCUAGGAGGCCAGUGGAAGGGCUGGACCCAGGUCUGCCGAGCCUCGGUGGCUUCGUUGCUAUCCUGGGAAGGGACAGGGACAGCAGCCAGAGGAUGACUCCUGAGGGGGUCAACCCCAAGGACCCUGGGACAGGGACACACAGCUGUCACCCUAGAGCUGACUCCCUUGGGGCACCGGGUGGGGCCUUGACAGCCUGCCUUCUUCUGUGGACCCCCUGGGCGGGGACAAAGCUGUCCGCUGCGGCAGGCUGGCAGGGCCCUCUGUCACUUUCACCCAGUCCUCGCCCUGGGUGGGGCUGCAGUGGCCUGGGUGUCUCCCUCCUUCCCACUCUUCCUCCCAGGCCCCUGCCCCUCUGCUGAGCCUGGUCUUUCUGGCUUGGCGGCCCUGGGGGCUCUUAGGACAUGCUGAAGCCCUCCUGAGGCGCCAGGCCCUGGCUCCGCCCCCCACUCCCCUGCAAAUGCCACCCAGCGCUUGCUGCCUGAUGGACACCCACCCCUCCCUCCCACCGCCCCCUGCAGCCUCUGAGGGGACCUCAGGCAGCCUUGGCUCCAGGCCCGUGGGGUGCGGCCUGCAGCGAGGUCCUGAGGCCCUUUAUGGAGGUGGGGCUCAGCCACUCCCACCAGAGCAUCCACCAGCACCCGGAGCUGCUGCCCAGGCCCAGGGCACCCAUCCCCAGGCGCCCUAGCUUGUUACCACCUGCCAGUCUGCCUCGGACACUCCCCGAGCCCCAUGCCUGCACUGGGCAUGGCCGGGUCACACUGUCCUGGGCAGUGUCAGGUGAGCAGGGCAGGGACAGUGCUAGGCAGCUGGCAAGGCCCUGUCCUGCACUGUCCCCCCUUCCUGUCUGCCGUUUCCUGCUGCAGGUAGCCCUGCCUGUGCCCGGAACAGCACCGCCAGCUUCCCUGGGAUGGGGCCCACCACGUCCACUCCGUGGCCUCACCCUGCCUUGGGCUGAGCUCCCCAUACCCCUUGGUCCCUCCAGAAUCCUUCCCAGCCCUCACAGAAACCCCACCCUCUGGACAUGUAUCCCUGCCCACCGGGUGGGCAGUUUCCCUGACCCUGACCCCCAGACUUACACUUCCAAGAGGCAGGAGGUCCACUGAGGGUCUUGCCCUAGGCUGGGAGUCUGCAGCCUGGCCAGUGGGGCCGAGGGGUCUGCAGUCCCCCUGUUCUGCCUCUCGCCGGGACUGGGGGUCCAGGGGGACAGGCGGACCAGGCUGCAGGCUCAGCUCAGGGAACCAAGGGUGGCAAAGAGCUGCAGGUGAGGGGCCAGGUGGCAGGAGCUUCCAAGAGCCCAGUCCUGAGAGAUGCCUGCAGGGCCACCAUGCACAGGCCUGGGCUGUCCCCCCAGUCACCAGCUGUGCCCAUGGGCUCUGACCACCAGAGCAGAAGGAAGGAGAGCACCGGAGAGGGAGAGUGUGGGCCUCUGUUGUGGCCAGGCUCCCUGCCUGGGUCCCGUCUUGCUGGACACAUGGCCCUCCUUGGCUUCCUUGCCCACACAGGGAGAUUGGGGGAUGGGGGUCUCCAGCUGCUGCACCCCUCAACCCAGCCUUGGCUUGGGGAUGUAGAGCCAAAGCUGCCCGUGUGGAUGCCAUCUCACCCUGGAGCAACCCCUCUGACCUUGGGCAGCAGGGUGACCCCAGGGCCCUGACCACUGGGUGAGCCAGCUUCUGGCGUGGGCAGAAGGCAGUUAGCUGGCUGCCCUCGCCUCUUGCCCCCAAGGCCUGCCUGUGCCUGGUAUCAGCCUGACCUUGGCCUCGCCUCUUGCCCCCAAGGCCUGCCUGUGCCUGGUAUCAGCCUGACCUUGGCCCAAGCCACUGGGAGAUGAUUCAACACACUCACCGAGCAGGCCCCCGGCCUCCACCCUAUGUCCUGCUGUGCACAAGCAGGGGAAAGGAGAGGAGCCUACCGCCCAGCACUGCUGGCCAGGCUGAGGGAGUGCCCCUCAGGUCCGGGUCUGCUCCCCUUGGGUGGUGGCCAGGACGACUUCAGGGUCCAUUGCCUGGACCCCUCCUGGGCCCACCUCAGAUCUGGCUUCCUGGCACUAAGUGCUAAAGCCUGGCCUCCCAGGGUCUGGGGCGGCGUCUUGCUACGAGGGCAGAGUGUGCUCAGACCCCUGUCCUUCCAGCCGGCGUGGGAGCAGGCCUCCGGGUGACUCCCAGGCCCGAAGGGAGUCUCUCUCCAGGAGGCCCCCAAGUCCCCUGCCAGCAGGCGAGGCCUCGUCUCUGUGGCCACAGGGCAGCAAGCCCAGGUCCCCGUCUUCAUGACCUCAGUCCUGGUGUAGGACUCGUGUAGCCCAACCCAGGCUCAACCUUUCCCUGCCAGGGUGCCUGGCGGAGGCUCUGCCUCGCGGUUGGAGGGAGAUUUCCAGAGGCUCCAGGUCCCGGGAGUCGCCUGCUGAGGAUCGGCUCUGGGACCUGGAACUGAGAACACAGGGCCGUAGGGCUGACCGCACCCUGGGCACCCAGUGGCGAUCCUUCCAGUAGCCUGUCCCCUGGGGGGUGCCGCCAGCCAUAGUCCUCCCGAGGGCACGUGUCCCCGGCCGUGUCUGCGGUACCACCUGCUAGACCCAGGGUGCCGCUGAGGAGGACGCGGGGCACACCAUCUGCUGAGAGGACCAGAGGAGUGCGUGUGGAGGACAGGGUCUGAGCACGUGUGGGGCGGGGAGAGGACAGGCAUCCUGCAGGGGCCGAAGGAGCCUGGGCCAGUGCCCGCAGUGGGCGGCAAGGAGUGGUCCUGCCCAUGGGCCAGGAGGGACCUCUGUGGGGGCACCCUGCUCUAGCUUGCCGUCUUGGUCAUGGGCAUUUUGUAAAACUGUUGAUGGCUACUGGGACCCAAAGCCUAGGAGGCAGAGCUGGGCCUCUGCGGGCCCCCCCCACCCCCGUGUUCCCCUGCCCCUCUGCUGGGCCGUCGGGAGCAGCCAGGGAACAGCCAGCUGUGCUGUGGGCCUUCACGGUGGGAACGCUGCUUCCCCAGAGGCCAUCUGCAGAUGGUCGCCCGUGGCUGGGCCGGAGUUAGCUCCUGCUGUCCCCACGGAGGGCGAGUGUGGAACCCUAAGUGGACAGCCGCGGGCAGCAGGUUAGCAGAACAAGCCGACUGAGUCCCCAGAGCAGGCACAGCAGGGCUGCGUCAGCCACCAGGAAACCUUUCCUGUGAAGGGUGCAGAGCAGACUCCAGCUCUCCUUCAGAACUGGGCCUGCUGCCCCGGGAGCGCCAAAGCAGCCGGGGGUUCAGGAGCCGGGGGCGCCGCCCGGUACACCCAGCCGCCCUCCCUCUACAGAAAGAGGCAGCAGUAGGAGGCCCUGAGCUGAGACUGCCGUCUUUCCUUGGGUCUGGCCACCGACAUUCCGCCUCACUCUCUGGCCUAAAUGAGCCUUUUCACCGCAGCAUGAGCUCCCACCCCACCUGACCCCAGCACCGGCCCCGGGGGGCAGCACCAGCUCCUGCCUCAGCCCAGCCACCUGCAGCCAGCUCCCACCAGGUCAGAGGGCACUGAGGUGGCGGCGCAGAGCCCCCAGGACCCCCUCUGGUGAGCGCGGUUUGUUGGCAGAGCCAGAGCGCCUCAGCAGAGCGUCCGGUCACUUAAGCCUAGGGCUGGGCUGGGCUGCAAGGAGAGGCAUCGAGGGCCAAGAGCCAGCCACCGACAGGCUGCCACGGGAGGUGUCUCCAGGAAGUGCUGUUCAUCGGGCAAGGGCCCAGGCCUGGGGGGCUGUCCGAAGGGGAGCAGAGAGGGGAGGUGGGCUGCGCCAGUAGUGGGCCUCCAGGACCUCUGAGCUCUGUGUCCUGGGCCCACAGACACCAGUCGCCCCUGGCGAGGGGCUGGCCGGGGGCUGGUGAGCUCCUGGCGAGGGACAACAGGGCCCGUCCUUCAGGUCUGCAUCUUGGUGGGUGAGGAGGUGGCAGGACUGCAGGCAGGGAGGUCUCGUGACCUCGAGGACGCUUGCCAAGGCAGGCGCCUGCAGGGGCCUAAAGCUCAGUGGCAUGGUGGCUGACGAGGACAUGGUGGCAGAUGUCUCCAGGCCCCGAGAAGCCACUGGACCCGGCUCUGCCUGGCCAGGUGAGCUUCUGGCUGCAGAGGGGUGCGACCUGGAGGUGAGGACGGAAGGGAUCAGGUGGCUAGGGUGCUGGUGGAGGUGUGCAGAGGGGGUCCUGAGGGCCCCGGCGCCAGGGAGCCUGUGUUGCUUCCGCAGGGGGUCCUGGGGGCUGAGUCCUCCUUGUGUCCAUGGCCCCUGGGGCCUCCACUCCCAGGCUCACAAGCAUGCAGCUAGAGUGUCAGGCCCUGAGCAGCCCUUGGGGUGGCAAUAGACAUGAUGCGGACUUUGCCAGGGCCCCUCAAACACGGACUGUACCACACUCACCCUCUUUACACUAGAUGCCCGACCUGUCCCACCCCACGUGGGGCAUCUGACAGAGUCCACUUCAGGUCUCCAGGGAAAUGAGGCCAGAACCGGAGCUUCUAGCCAGCCAGGAGGGAUGGUGCACACCUGUAAUCCCAAUGACUCAGAGGCUGAGAUAGGGGGGUUGCAAGUUUGAGGCCAGCCUUGGCCACUUUGAGGCCCUAAGCAACUUAGCAAGACCCUGUCUCAAAAAUAAAUAAAUAAAUAAAAAUAAAAAGAGCUGAAGAUGGAGCUCAGUGGUCCCUAAGUUCAAUCCUCAGUAGAACAACAAAAAAGAACCGGAAUUCAAAGUCUCAGGCAGGAGAAGCCUCCACUGUCCCAGCCUGGCUGGACUGAGAUCAGCUCCCUGCCAUUUUGGGGGACCCAGAAAGGUCAGCGGUGGCCAUCAGACUCGGGCCUCCUGGGUGAAACGUGAGUGCAGGGCGGGAGCUCUGCUGUUCUGAGGGCCACAGGCCUGAGUACAGGGCAGGGCCUCUGGCCACAGGCUCAGCCAGACCCAGGGUCACCUCUGCUCCAGGAAGAACCCGAGUCCCUCCCGGGGCCGGAACUUUCUGCAGGGCACUCAAGACACAGAGGCUGAGGAGUGGCGGGGCCACCCUCAGCCAAGAACACACGGCUCAGCCAUCGAUGGCUCCAGCAGGACAGUCUCAGUGCCCUCUGCACACAGAAGCUGCCCCGUUACGAUGGAGAAGCAAUGUGUCACCACGGAGGCCACCAUCCUCCCAGGUCACUUGGCCUCCUUGGGAAGGAGCCUGUGCUCCCCCAAGGGUGGCAGGUGACAAGUCCUGACUGUGCUUUGAGGGUCUAAGGACAGGUGGCCAUCUACCGCUGAGGCCAGGUCUGACCGCAGUCCUACCUGCUGGCAGUGUAGAGGGGUGGACGGCAACCAGGUCACGUGGCAGGCUGGGUUUCCGGGAGCUCCUGUCCCUGGCCACUGCCCCUCGCUUCCUUGAAGGACGCAGAGCUCUAAACUCUCUGCCACAGUCAGCGAGGGUGGGGUGGACAGAGAAGGGUGGGGAGAGCUUGACCUCUGAGGUCGUUCCCGGGCUGGCCUUGGAGUACCCAGGGGCCUGUGCCACCUACAGAAACCCCAUAAAACGUGCUCUGGGAGCCCCAACUCUGCCCGAUAUCACUCAGGGUCGGAGGCAGAGGAGAAGGUUUCCAGGAGACGUGGGAGGCCAGGUGCCUCUCUGGGCUCCACAGGGUUGGGGCUGAGGGCCGGGAGGCAGAGUCCACACGGGCAGGUCUCCAGGGCUGCCAACACACCAGGCCACAAGAGCACCAAACCAAGACGUGCUCUGGCCAACUCCAGCGAGCGGUCCUGCGCCACAGAGGACCGCGAGCCCCCUGUCCACAGCUGCGGACAAGCCCCCAAACUCACUGAGUGCUGCUCCAGGCCUCACUAGCAGACCACGACUCAGAAGGGCCCCAGGAGGCGGCAGGUGGCGUGGGGUUGGCUGUCCCCACCCCGUACAGCAGGCACGGAGGGGACUGUCCACUGGGCAUCUCUCGUCGCCGUCUCUAGGGCAGGCCCAGCUUAGGUGGAGCAGCUGGACCUCCACACAGCAGCAAGACCAGACGGGGAGGCUCGGGGGCGGGUGGCAGCAGGGGAAACAGGGUUUCUGGAUCCCUGGGAGACAACCCUGGAGCACGGGGCAGAGAGGUGUGGGUCUGCUCACAGUGUUUGUGAACCACUUACCAGUAAGAGUCACAUUUAUAUGAUGCAUAUUUACAAAACACUAACCUAAAAUUAUACUUCUGCCAGUCUCCACUUGAGAUGUGUGAUUACUCAGAUCAUAACAAUAAAACCAAAGAGAAAACAUCGAUACUCUUUUAGAAGACAAAACAAAGUUCUCGCUGUGUUUCUGUGUUUUUUGUCCCACUUUCUAGUAUAACAAAGUAUUUUAAUUACCCUUCCUCCAAAUAGAACACCAUGAAAAUACUUGUAGGAGUUGGAUCUCAGUAACCCACAGCUAUAGAACAUAGUCCAAGAAUUACAAUCUCUCUGA